AUGUUCUAUGCCGAAACUCAACUAGGUAAAGGGGUUACGGUCAGUAAGCAACGCAAAUCCCUCAACAUAUUCGAUGUAGGUGCCGUGCGCUACCGGAAGGAGAGCCAGACCUGCAAAUGCGAGACCCACUUCGACGUCGACUGCGAGCGGUGCUUCGACUGGGUCAAGAUAUGCAUGGCAGAAAUGACGGGGAACCCAUUGCCAGGGAAGGUGAAGCGCUUGAAAUGGCCCGUAGACGAAUCCGAAAUGCAUCUUUGA
Messenger RNA from Pleurotus ostreatus (oyster mushroom), 258 nucleotides. RefSeq lists its product as uncharacterized. The transcript has 3 exons. The record is from RefSeq and is a predicted model, not a curated record. Lineage: Eukaryota; Fungi; Basidiomycota; Agaricomycetes; Agaricales; Pleurotaceae. Bases 1 to 258 code for a protein of 85 amino acids.